Messenger RNA from Cetraspora pellucida, 996 nucleotides. The record is from the annotation of a GenBank genome assembly. NCBI's taxonomy places the organism in Eukaryota, Fungi, Glomeromycota, Glomeromycetes, Diversisporales, Gigasporaceae.
AUGUGUUUAAAUAUAUUCAAAUGUUGGCAUAAUUCAAAUAAACGACCCACCGUUCAGCAUAUUUUUAAUGAUUUAAAUAAUAUUAACUUUAAUGAAAUAUUGAUAAUUAGUGACGAAAAAACAUUUACAGAAUGUAAUAAGAAUGAGAUCAAAGAUCAACCAAUGUCAGAAAUGGAAAGAUUAAAUUCAACAGAAUUUUCAAACUAUUAUACUAAUUUGCGUAAUAACACAGCAAAAGAAUUAAUGUUAAUUUCUUCAAUUAUAAAAAUAUUAAGUGAAAAUAGUAUGAUUAACGAUCAGAAUAAUUUAUUAAAUUUAACCAGUUCCUUAUCAACUUUAAAUAUUGUUGAAACAAUUUCAAUAUCUCUAGUUAAUGCGAUCGGUUCUGUAAUUUGUUGCUUGAAAAAACAUAUAGUUGAACAUAACAAAAAUUCAGAAGAUAUUCUCGAACAUUACAAUAAUUAUAAGUUUAAAUACUAUUUUACAAGCAUUAUUGGAUUCUUUUAUGAGUAUGGAAUUGGAACAAUCGUCGAUUAUCACAAGGCAUUUGAUAUGUAUAGACAAGCAACUGAAAAUUUUAAUACUUCAACCAAGAUUUAUGGGAAAUAUUAUAUUGGACAAUGUUACGAUAAUGGUUAUAGUGUUAUUAAAAGCUUAUCCAAUUCAUUGAAUUGGUAUUUAAAAUCUGCAGAGAAAGGAAAUGCAAGUGGACAAAAUGCAGCUGGACAUAGCUUAAUGCUCGGUGACGGAACCAAUAUUGAUGAAGAAGAAGGUUUGAAAUGUGGAUUUUGGAUUGACAUUUUUCCAUAUUUAACUGACAAUGAGGGUUAUAAUUCUUUCUGUCAUCAUUUUCAUAUUAUUCUCUCAACAUUUAAUGCUAUUGUUUCUCGAUUAGAAAAAUAUUCUGUUUUUAAAUCUGAAGUUUUUAAUGCAACACCUGUAUGGAAGCAAAUUGCUAUUGUUUUGUGGUAUUUAAUCAAUAGAGCAGAUGUAUGA